Agrilus planipennis (emerald ash borer) is the source of this 3498-nucleotide messenger RNA. RefSeq names its product IDLSRF-like peptide. Gene Ontology annotation, molecular function: protein binding. The transcript is spliced from 6 exons. NCBI's taxonomy places the organism in Eukaryota, Metazoa, Arthropoda, Insecta, Coleoptera, Buprestidae. The record is from RefSeq and is a predicted model, not a curated record. Bases 721 to 1335 code for a protein of 204 amino acids.
GAUUACUUAUUAUGCAUAGGAAAGUUCUGAUGUGAUUAUUGUUAUAUUAUAAUUAGGUUGUUGUAAAUUAAUACAUUUCUUAUAAGUUUCAGUUUAUUUCUGAAUAAUAUUGCAAAUAAAUGCACAUUUCAUAUGUGCGAAAAAAAGGUAAAUAUAUUAAAAAUUAAAUUUCCUUUUGUAGAGUUAAUAAAACAGAUGUAAAGAGACCACACGUGUUCAUAGGAAUUGCUUGCCAUUGAUAAUUUGUGGCAGUAAUUCACAAAAAUACCGCUAUUUGUUGAAAAGGAUAGUAAACUAUAAAGUAGGUAUAUUUGAAAAGACAACAAAGGUUUUUAAAUUGAAACCUUUCAUCAUUAAUUAAUAUUAUUCACUGUAGUAAUCAUUAUUUGAUUGUAUAAUGGAUAACAUACGAGAUUUUUAUGGCGUAGGUGUGUUUGAAGGGAGUGUAAUAAGUGUACAUUGAAGUGUAAGAAUCUCCAAGGAAUAAAAGGGAUCAAAUUCAUUAUCGCAAUAGCAAUGUGUGGGAGUAGUGUUGGUGUUCCAAGUUUCCUCGCAAACUCCCGUCUUUAUUGAUCCAACAGGAUCAACAGCUGGCCGCAGAGUAAGCGUUUGCGCACGAAACUUUGUCAAUGAACUCGAAAUUCCGCAAGCGAUAAGAGGGUAGUUCGGACUGAGCUGGAAGAUAGGUGAGAAGAGCUUCCCUGCGCUUACCACCAAACCAUGGUACGUGUGGUUUCAGCACCACACCCGCUACUCCUGGUAACGGUGGUGGUAGCAUUAUGUGCUGCUAUUCCCCGUGCUGUUAUGGCCAUAGAUCUUAGCAGACUUUACGGCCAUAUCAGCUCAAAAAGGAAUGCAGACGCCUGUCAUCCUUACGAACCCUUCAAGUGUCCGGGGGAUGGAAAUUGUAUUUCUAUUCAGUAUUUAUGUGACGGGGCUCCCGAUUGUCCGGAUGGAUAUGACGAAGAUUCCAGAUUAUGUACAGCAGCUAAACGGCCACCAGUAGAAGAAACAGGCAGCUUCUUAAAAUCACUUUUGGCAAGUCACGGGCCCAAUUAUCUCGAAAAACUUUUUGGAAGUAAAGCAAGAGACGCUCUCAAACCAUUGGGUGGAGUGGACAAAGUAGCCAUUGCUUUGUCAGAGUCUCAAACAAUAGAAGAUUUUGGAGCAGCAUUACAUCUAAUGCGAUCUGAUUUAGAACAUCUACGUUCAGUAUUCAUGGCGGUUGAAAAUGGCGAUUUGGGAAUGUUGAAAUCACUGGGUAUAAAAGAUUCCGAACUUGGUGAUGUUAAAUUUUUCUUAGAAAAGUUAGUGAAUACCGGUUUCUUGGACUGAAGUAUACCGGACCCUGCUGCUGUGUUCUUCGCACACCCCCAACCACAUGCUCCUUUAAUUAAAGGCUUUUAUUCUUAUCUCCCUUUUUAAGCAACGUGGAGCGUAUAUUACAGCAGCAGAGUUCGUUAAUUCCGUCCUUCAGGGCUGAUGGUAACUCACGACUGUCUCUGCGAGUUCCAUCAAAUAACAACAAUCGAUUUAAUAAUCAGUACAUAUCAUAUAAAAGUCUUAUAAAAUAUAUUUAAAUAUUAUAUCUAUUAAAAUAUACAUAUUAUAUAAAUACAUAUCACACAAUGAGUAAGAUACGGUGGACGAAUCAUUACAGUAACCCACAUCAUUUAGUGCAGAAACAGUGUCGGCGGAAGGCAUGCUAUAUCAAUAUUACUAAAAAAGUUUUUGUAUUUUUAACUUCUAGAUGUUCUUAUCGUGUUCACUGUCACUGCUUUUCAAAUGCAUAUCGAGUGAUAUAUAUAUAUAUUUAACGUACGAUUUUUUACUAUAUUUGUGAUGUCGUCUUAAGCAACCUGUUUACAAUUACCACGGCACAAUUAUUAAAAAAUAUUCAAACCACAGCGAUCAAUUAUAUUAACUAACAGCUUACUAGUACAACAGUCAACGAGCAACUUUUCUGCUUCCUUACAACUAUUUUAUUAUUAAAAUCUGAGCAUCAACCCAAGAAGAAUUUUCCCAUUUUCAUGAUGGUACUUAGCGUAGGACGAAACAUUAUGAUUCGUACCGUGUCGGUGCAGGGCGAUACGUCACUUUGUUUCGUUCAAUUAGAAGACUGUUGCUCGAAUUGCGUUUUUCUAGUAAGUUAAUAUAGGAGUUAUCAGGAAGCUAGGGGAAUUGCGUCGUAGGGCCUCGCAAUCCCCAAGCAGUUCGAAUUUUCACAGUUAUUAUAUCUAAAUGUGAUUUUAAUGUACAUAUCAGCAAAGAUAGAUUGAGAACCGAUUUACGUAUAUUUCUGCACGAUAACGACCUGACACUCAAACAAAAGCUAGCAGAAAUACGUCAAUCGUUAGCUCGAUCAACCGCACAAUCAUUAAAAGUAAUGUUGUUAUAGGUACAUCAAUUAUUCAUUACUUAGGUUAGUUUUAGGAUAUUAAAUAUUAGAAACACAUGGAUAUACAAAUAUAUUUUUUUGACUAAAGGAAAAUCCUUUCUUUUGUGCUGAUAUGCGCAAGCCGUUCUUAUUAACUAUUGUUUCUUCAUAGAAAAAAAUUUACAGAUAAAGGCUGGUUGACUUGUAAUGAUCCACAUUAUUUAUUGCUUUAUAUAUAAAGAUAUAGUAUAUUAUAAAUAAUAAAUUAAAUAUAUUAUCUUGUUCACGAUUUAUUGUCAAAUGGAUUUGAAUAAUACAUUUUAACAAUAAUUAAUGGUCUUUGAUUAACUUAAGACACCUUUUUAACGAAUUUCUAAAUGUUUUGCAACACAUGUUACCUACAACCCCCUUUCCUUACACAGUUUAAAAUAUUCUAAAAUAUUCUGAUUACGGUCCUGUCGAGAAUUUAAACUCUCAUGAAAUAGUAAUAAACAAGAAGAAGAAUGAAGAAGUAGCCGAAACAAAUGUGAGGUUAAAGAAUUGCAGUAAUAACGUAAACAACAUUUCUUUUUUCGUUUUUGAUAAAACAAUUAUUAAUUAAUAUCUCAAGAAUCGUAUAAGUUAUUUAUUAUGGGCAAACGCUCGUGUCCUUUUGAAGAAAGUUUUGCUCCACAAUUGAAAAGGCAUGUUUCAGAAGUGGAAUUAAACGCCAAUGAAUGUGUAGAGAAAAUUCAUUCUAAAACUUUGGCAAUUCUUUUUCGUGGUUCAAGAAAAUUAGGUUGUUCUAAGAAAAAAACAAAUGGGAUAUGUAAAUGCAUGAAUUGUCAUUGCCAGAAUAAUUUAACUGCGAAAUGUUGGUUUUGUGAAAAUACUUUGUGUUCAACUUGUAUCCAAUUAUGUGAAAUUUGUGAUGAAACAUUUUGUGAGAAUUGUGCAGUCAAGAUUUUUGUAGGUAUAAUCUUGAGGGAGGAAUAAGGUGUCUAUCUUGUGUGGAUAAGUAACAUUAUGUACCUACUAAAUUGCCUUGCUCACUUGGAAUGUGUUGAUAAAGAAUGUUACUUUUUAAAUAUAGAUUUUUUGUUAUUUAGUCAAAGUGAAUUUGAAUAAAGUUUUAUUUUUCU